Colossoma macropomum (tambaqui) is the source of this 2317-nucleotide messenger RNA. RefSeq names its product peroxisomal biogenesis factor 11 gamma (gene pex11g). Gene Ontology annotation, biological process: peroxisome fission. Lineage: Eukaryota; Metazoa; Chordata; Actinopteri; Characiformes; Serrasalmidae. Gene Ontology annotation, cellular component: peroxisomal membrane. Bases 235 to 963 code for a protein of 242 amino acids. The transcript has 5 exons. The record is from RefSeq and is a predicted model, not a curated record.
UUGGUCUGGGGAAAACAGUUUCCUGGCCAAAGUGCAGUAGGUGAGGUUACUGAACCGGAGGAAACAGCCGUAUGAAAAUACAAAAAAGGUCUGAUUUUGGUCUUUUGGUAAACAGCAACGUAAUAUACAGAAGGAAACUUCUACCUCUUUCAUCCUGUGCUUUAAAAGAGGAGAGUAAAGCGCUUAACUGUGUUUCUUUCACGGUAACAUAUGAAGCGCCCCUCAUAGUCCAGCAUGCAGGACCCUCUAGAGUCAGUGGUGAAUUUACUGGAGUCCUACAGAGGAAGAGAUAAAGUGAUAAGAACACUUUGCUAUGGAUCCCAGCUGGUUGGUGGUGUUUUGUCCCAAAGGACUGGUGACUCCUCUCAAUUUGGCAAGAGUCUCCUGCUCUUCUCCGCUCAGCUCAGUCACUGUCGGACAGUACUACGGCUGUUUGAUGACCUUUCUAUGGCCGCUUACUCUCAGAGCUAUGGUCUAGGGGCCACGGAGCAGGACAAAGUGUUACGGUGGAUGUCUGUCCUGAUUAAUGUUGCUGACCAGCUGUAUUACCCCUGCGAACACAUCGCCUGGGCAGCUGAUGCAGAGCUCAUCAAAGUCAAGUCUGACAAAUGGUGGACACUGUGCACUGGCUUGUGGGGUCUGUCCUUACUUCUGGGCACUCUCAGAUCUCUCAGAAUAAUCCUGACAUUAAGGAGGAAGGCACAGAAAUGCAGACAGGCAGCACAAGAUGAUGGCAGGGAAGAUGGCGUCACCGUCACUGUUGACAUCCAGAGGCAGAUUUGGGGAGAGUUUCUGAAUGUUCUUAGCAGCCUAGCAGAUCUGAGCAAUGCUAUUCAUUGGAUGCCUCCUGGGUUUCUGUGGGCUGGCCGGUUCCCCCAUUGGCUGGUGGGACUCAUGGGGACCUUUUCCUCUCUGAUUGGAAUGCUGCAGAUGUGUUCCAGUGACCAAACUGCCAGUGUCUGAGGCGCUAGAUUGUGGGUAGCUAAAUAAGUUGCCAUUGUUUUGCAUAUAGGUUACAUAAAUUUCCAUUCAUGUUCAGGGUUUUCUUGGUAAAGACAGACUUCACAACGCUUUCAUAUAAUUCACUAUAAAUUGUACUUGACAGAUCUUCACAUUUGUGCAAAUCGUUACUUCUCAUGUAAAAUUGUGCACUAUAAAUGACUUUUAGCACUUCAAGUGAAAGUAAAAGUGCUUCAAAUGCUCCUCAAACUGAUGAUUGAUGACAAAACAAGAGCCAUGGCAUUCUCUUUUUGCCUUUCACAUAAAGUGCUCUAUUUCUAUGUACACUUUUCUCACAUAAUUUUGUAUCCAGUUAGACUAAAGAUUUCAAGGCCUGGAAAAAAUAGCAUUUAUGUGGAUUUCAUGCAAAACCUACAGCAUCAGGUGCAUUUUGAUACGAACACUAAUGGAGUUAUUUGUAGUCUUUAUGCAAUACAGAGUCACUCGUGCUGCGACAUUGUUAGAUUCUUUUCUCCACACCUGAAAUGAAUCGUUCCUUGAAAAAUUAAAUUACAGUAGGUACACAGUUUUACCCCUCACCCCAAACAUUGAUCAACCAGGACAUUGGUGUCCAAAGUUUGCUUCUUUAGUUUUGCAGUGGAGCUAAAAGAUGUGGAUUCUGUAGACAUCUAUUAGGGUCUAGCUACAUAGUAAAAAAGCAUACUUUUCUAAACCAUUCCUUUAACUCUUACCAGUAAAUUAAAUUCACAAUCAGAUAUUUCACAUUUUUUAUUCAGCUUGGUAGCUUUAGGGAACUGAAGUAGGAUCAGAUUCCUUCCUGCUUUCUAGUGAUUACAGUCGCAGACCAGGUCCUAAAUCAGCACAUCGGCACAGUGGAAAGUCUGUGUUCAGCCCUGACCAGUAAAUUGAUGUGGAGUUUUCUGACCUGAAGUGUAGUGAGCAUGUGGCCCUCUAAACUUCAUAAUCGAAGUUCUGAAUAUGUGGACCAACAGUGAUAAAUCAGUUCUAAAACCUACAAUUUAAGAACUCUAAUUUUUGUGGUUAUAUUUGCAAUUAAAUAUACCAUACAUUUCACUUGCUUUACAAAUCCUAAAUUGUAAAUUUACCAUCAGAUCUGUCUAAUUUUUGUAUAGACAAUAUAUGAUUAGAUCUGCACGCUGACAGGAUAAACGACUAAGCUUGAUAUUAUGUAAGUAACUUCUGUUAGAAUGUAAUGUCUACACUGAAUGAGUGUGUGUGAAAUGUAUAUUCAUUAAUAAGAGCGUUGUUGACCUGGCAUACAUGAGAAAUUAAUUUUGUAAUUUAUAAUAUAUAACAUGUUGUACAAAUUCUGAAAUAAAUUAUUUUAUUAAUGACA